Lonchura striata (white-rumped munia) is the source of this 3513-nucleotide messenger RNA. RefSeq names its product inturned planar cell polarity protein (gene INTU). Gene Ontology annotation, biological process: vesicle-mediated transport; cilium assembly; establishment of planar polarity. Lineage: Eukaryota; Metazoa; Chordata; Aves; Passeriformes; Estrildidae. The record is from RefSeq and is a predicted model, not a curated record. Gene Ontology annotation, cellular component: cytoplasm; cilium. Gene Ontology annotation, molecular function: protein binding.
CCGCCCGGCGCGCGGCUGUCAUGGCGUCCGGGGCGCCCGUCGGGAGCGGCGCCGCUGAGGGGAUGGAGGAGGCGGCCGGGGGAGACGGCGCUGAGCCCGCGGGCACCGGCAGCCAGAGCGGCUCCUCCGGCUCCUCGCUGGCUGGGAGCUCCGAUGACCUUGAGCCUGAGUGGUUGGAUAGUGUGCAGAAAAAUGGAGAAUUAUUUUAUUUAGAAUUAAGUGAAAGUGAAGAAGAAGUUCUGCUUCAGAACAGCUGUCCAGAAAUGCCAGCAGUGAAUCAUGUCCGGUUUCGUGAAAACGAAGCUGAAAUUAUUCAAGAGGGAUCACGAAAGGAAAGAAAGUAUGAACUGAAGAAAUGGACCAAAAUGCUAAAAAGGAAAAGUCUUUUACCAAAGAGUUCUGGUAAGAAAGGCAGUGGAAGCUGUAGUGCGCACCCCUCUGGUCCUACUUCCAUAUUGAAACACCGGUCUGCUCAAAAAAUGGGUGUCACUGUUCAGCAGAGGUAUAAAGAUGUAUCUGUUUAUGUAAAUCCCAGAAAACUCUACAGUGCUGGGGAAGAAGAGCAGCAGAGGCUGCUGGAAGCAUUAGUAGGUAUUGUCCAUCAGUCUUCAUGGAGCAGCAGAAGAGUGGAAAAACAAGGCAGGAGGGAUAAAGCCACCAGAGGAGUCAGUGAAGAGAAGCUUGUGGUACAUGGCUUGGUGCCAGGUAGUUCUGCAAUGAAAACAGGUCAAAUCCUGAUUGGAGAUGUUCUUGUUGCUGUAAAUGAUGUCGAUGUGAAUUCUGAAAACAUAGAGAGGGUUUUGUCUUGCAUUCCGGGUCCUAUGCAGGUUAAAAUGACAUUUGAAACCUCAGUAUUUGAGCCUGAAGGAACUUCUGAGCAAAGGAACAAACAGUCAAGUAUGAACAACCUGGUUCGGCUCCUGUGGGGAGAGGACACUUUGGACCCUCAGCAGGCUGUGCAGGACGUGCCUCACAUUGUCAUGUUCCUCACGCUGAAACUGGACUCAGAGACAUCCAAGGAUGAGCAAGAAAUUAUUUAUCAGUACCCCAUAUCUGAAGCAUCCCAAAAACUGAAAAGUGUGAGAGGGAUAUUUCUCACACUGUCUGACAUACUGGAAAGUAUUACUGGUACCGAGAUUAUCAGUUCCUCCCUGUUCUUAUGUGAAAAACUGGUUCAAGUUGUUUACUGGAAAGAAUCGGAUAAGUUGCUCAUAAUUGGCCUUCCUGAAGAAAAUGUGCCACUUUAUCAGCUGAGGAACAUGAUUGAAAAUGUUGUCAGGACUUUAACAUUCAUGUACAGUUCCUUGGACAGUGCUUUUUGCCAGGUGGAAAAUGUUUCUCGCCUGGAUCAUUUUUUCAACCUGUUCUUCCAGCGUGCCCUCCGUCCCGCGGGGCUCCAGCCCAGCAGCAGCCCCGGUGCCCAGCAGCAGGAUCCCUGCAGCGCUCUGUUCCUGGGCGGCUUCCCUGGCCUGCGCUGGCUGACGCUGCCCCAGGAAGUCAAGAUGGAAAUUGACACAGCACUGAGUGAUCUGGAAGCAGCUGACUUUGCAGAGCUGUCUGAAGAUUAUUAUGACAUGAGAAGAUUAUAUGUGAUCCUGGGUUCUUGUCUCUUUUACAAGGGUUACUUGAUUGGUAAUCACUUGCCAAAGGAAGACCUUGUUGAUGUGGGUUUCUAUUGCCAGCACUACUGCCUGUUAGCCCUGGCAGCAGAGCAGAGGAUUGGGCAGUUAGUGAUCUGGCGGGAAGUGUUCCCACAGCAUCACCUCCAGCCGGGCGAGGAGUCGAGUUUGACAGGAUACAGGGAACCUGAAGCAAGAUAUUUCUUACUGAUAGUUGGCUUGAGACACUUUGUCCUGUGUGUCCUGCUGGAGGCAGGGGGCUGUGCAUCCAGAGCUAUUGGGAAUCCAGGACCAGACUGCAUCUAUGUAGACCAGGUCAAAGCAACCAUACUCCAGCUGGAAGGAAUAGACGCCAGCAUAGAGGAAAGGCUGGAUUCUCCCUCCAUCCCACCUUUAGCCUGUGCUGACUGGUUCCUUCCUGCAGCACGGGACAGACUGGAGAGCUUGAGCACCUCACCAAUGCUGAGCAAGCUCCAGAGCUCCUACAAAGCUGGGAGGACUCCAGGGAGCAAGAGGAGCUUCUUUGGGGACACUUCCCACACCCCACGGAAGCAGAGCCCCCCGAGGAGCAGCAGGGCAGCCGAGCAGGGCAGCGAGGGGCCUGUGGGGGAGGAGAGCACCAAAGCACAGCCUGUGCUGGAGCAGGCCACUAGGAAAAAACACACCCUGCCAAACCCAUUUCAUUCAGGAAGCCUGAAAAAGAACUCUUCAGAGAAAGAUACAGAACUUCUUAAUGCUAUCAAGUUGACAUCUGGUCCUGAGAACACACUCUUCCACUAUCUGUCUUUGGAGACAAUGCAAGGAAUCUUUAUUACUCCAACUCACAAGGAAGUAGCACAGCUCGGUGGCUCCAUCCACCCUCAGUUAAUUGAGAAUUUCUACCAGUGCUGCCUUUCAAUUCAUUCCAUUUUCCAGCAGUCCAUGAAGAAAGAGAAAAAGAAGAAGGCAGGCAGCGGGAUUUCAGAAUUCAGUAAGGCAGCUGAGGACCCAGGUCUGGUAAAAGAAUACGGACUUCUGUUUGAGUGCUCUCCGGAAAACUGGACUGACCAGAAGAAACCACCACCAACAAUGAACUACUGGGUUGUGGGGAGGUUCAUUCCCCAUCCCAAACCUCAGGAGUGUUACGUGUGUUUCCAUGACUCAGUGACAGAAGCUGCUGUGGAGCUGGCCUUUAAACUGUCCUUUGGCUUAGCUACAUAGAUGAGCUUCCUGCACACUCAGGCAUCCUGCAUGGUGGUGUUCAUUCUCUAAAGCAUCCCAUGGGGCAUCUCUGAAAUGCUUUUAAAAAAUCACCUUGUGUUAUGACGCAUUCAAAAUUUCAGUGGUGCUUCUGAUGAGCUCAUCAAUUGAAUGCUUGUUUUCAGAGAACCAAAGUUCGUAUUUUGAUAUAGUCACUCUUUUUUUUUUUUAUCCUGAUUAUAACUUUAUUAUAUGAAAACAUCACAUCACUGAACAUACAGUGCUGUUCAGUGUACAAUAUGCAACAUAAAAUGAUAAGCUGAUCCUCAGAGUAUGAACAUGGAAAUUGGUGGUGGAGGAAAAAAAGAGUUCUCCAGUUACUUAAAAUUUUGCAUCUCUGAGGGCCUGAAAAACGCUGAAUGUUUUCAGUAGCAUUGUGUUAAUCAAAACAGAGAGAAAUGUUUUAGACAAUUCCUGGCACUUAGCCUCACAAAACUAAUAGUUUACCACUUUUGCUCUCCUGCACACUCAAGGACUAUAGUGCUGUUGAUGUUUUAUUUGACUCCGUGAGUUUUAACUAUAAAUAAUACUUAAAUUUGUUAAAAUGCAAUUUUGAAGACAUAAAGAAAGAAGGGGCGGGUAGGGUGGUUUUAAUAUGUGCAUGGACAUGGCUUAUUUUUAAUUCAUAAUAAAAAUGUAUAUUUGUUAAAGAACA